Messenger RNA from Sitophilus oryzae (rice weevil), 1212 nucleotides. Its product is annotated as DNA damage-regulated autophagy modulator protein 2-like. The record is from RefSeq and is a predicted model, not a curated record. NCBI's taxonomy places the organism in Eukaryota, Metazoa, Arthropoda, Insecta, Coleoptera, Curculionidae. Bases 296 to 1039 code for a protein of 247 amino acids. The transcript has 5 exons.
CGAUUUAAACUGGUUGUUGUUUUAAGCAUUUCUUUCAUUUUCUUACCUGAAGGAUACGAAGUCGUUAUCAUUCAUGGAAAUUUAAAGUUCAAAAGUCUUACUAUUCCUGUUGUGCAAGUUCUUUGCGUACGAAGAGACGCUCGCUGUCAGUUGAAUGCACUUCUUCAAGGGAAUAACUUAAUUUUUUUACUGUUUGUGCUUUUGAGCGUUAUGAGAAUUAUUCUCCUAGUGUAAGAAUUUAGUGAUGAUUUUAUAUGUUUAAGUGAAUGAAAAGUGUUUAGAUAGAGUUUGUAUUAUGUCUAUGAGGUAUAUUUAUAUACUACCUUUAAUCGAAGGACUGUGGUUUAUUGUGGCGUUUAUUAUCACGUACACAAUAGCUGUCACUAGAAAUGAUAUUCCGGCUGUUUUCCCUUAUAUUAGUGACACAGGAGUGUGGUACAUAGAAAAAUGUAUAUUUUCAUUUGCAAUGGGCAUUGGUGCAUUAUUAUUGCUGUCAGUUCUAUACAUAAGAUAUAUGCAAGUAAAGGAAAUUUUAAAGAAUGACGAAGAAAAGUCAUUCGAUCCAUAUAUAGCUGUUGCAAACAAAAUUUCUAUGUAUUUAGGAAUUAUAGCAGCUCUUGGGGUUUUUAUUGUUGGAUGUGUCCAGGAAGUACCUUUCCUGAUCAUCCAUUUAACAGCAGCUGCAGUCUCUUUUACCUUAGGAUGGCUAGUAUUAGUCUUGCAGACUUAUGUUUCAUUCAAGCUUUAUCCAGCUGUUGGAUCAAGAACUGUAAAUAUCAUUAGAGGAAUUAUAACAUUUAUAGUUGGAAUAUCAAUGGCGACAACGAGUAGUUUUGGUGGUUUAUCUCUUCUAUUUUUUACAGGUCGAGAUAUAACACAAUGGACGCCAAAAUCAGGAGCGUACGAAAUGCAUUUGAUAAGCACAGUGUUCGAAUGGAUCUUAGUGUUUGGUGUUAUAUUUUUCUUUGCCAUGUAUUCACACGAUUUCAAACACUUAGUUUUAUAUAAACCAAAAAUAAAUCUAAGAGGGGCUGUGUAGGAUAUUUAUGUAACUCCAAAUAAUCUGGGUAUUUUUUGUCAACGGAUAUUGUAUAAAGACAUAAAAAAUAUAUGCAAUGCAUGAACUGCAGAAAAGAAAAUUUUGUGUUGGUUUUUUUUGUUAUAUACCUAAUACAAAGUAAAUAUGACAAAAACAUAUUGUAAUUUUAAGAA